AUGGAGAUGUUCAGAGAAGGAGGUUCUACAUCUCGACCCCCAAUGCUUGAAGGGGCAAAUUAUCCUUACUGGAAGACCAAAAUGCGUGCAUUCUUGAGAGCUGUAGAUGAACGAGUGUGGAUGGUUGUUGAAGAUGGAUGGAAGUGUCCAACUGUUGUUGAAGAUGAGGUUGUUAAGCCUAAGCAAAUGAGUCUGUGGACUACAGAAGAGAUGGAAAGGGCCAAUUUUAAUUCAAAGGCUAUGCAUGCUCUCUUUAAUGCAGUGUCUACAAAUCAGCUGAAAGUCAUAGCCAAUUGCGAAAUUGCCAAAGAAGCUUGGGAGAAACUGAGAAUAAAGAAUGAAGGAACUGAUGCUGUAAAGAAGUCCAGACUGAGGGCUUUGGCAAAAGCAUUUGAAAAUCUGUCUCUUGAGGAGGAAGAAACUGUAGCGGAGUUCCAUGCCAAAUUGUGCGAUAUCUCAAAUGAAUCUUAUGCACUUGGAAAGACUUAUUCAAAUGCAAAACUGGUUCGCAAGGUUCUUGGAGUUCUGCCUCGGAAGUUCAUGUCAAAAGUUACCUCUAUCGAAGAAAUGAGAAAUGUCGAGGAACUUAAUCUUGAUGAGUUGAUUGGGUCACUGCAGAACUAUGAAAUGAGUCUCACUCGGUGGAAGAAAGGCAAGAAGCAGAAAGAUCCUGCAAAAGAAAAAGCUAACAAUAGUCUUGCAUUUGUGCAUAAAGAGGAAAAGAAGUUGAUCUCAGAUGCAUCUGAGGGUUUCACUGAUGACACUUUAGCGCUGCUGACCCAGAAUUAUGCAAAGUUCUUGAAGAAGAAUUACAAGAAAAACUUUUCAGGAGGAAAAGAGAAUGGUCUCAGAAGAAACUUUGGUGGAAACAAUAAGCAAACUCAGCAAUUUGGCGACAAGAAAAACAGGGGAAUACGGUGUCGAGAAUAUGAUGGAUUUGGACAUAUUCAAGCUGAGUGUGCCAACACUCUUAAGAAGAAGAAAGCCUUAGCAGCUACAUGGAGUGAUAGUGAUGAAGAAAAGAGCUCCACUUCAAGUGACAAGUCUGAUGAAGAGAAACAGGUGGUGGCUUUUGUGGCAAAGAGUCAUCAAUCAAUGUGUUCAGAGGAAGACGAAAACUCAAGCUCAACAGAUGAGGACAGUGACGAGAGACAACAUGCAUACGAGGAGAUGUUCGCUCAAUGGGAGUAUAUGGCUAAACAAAUCAAAGGUCUCACUAGUGCCAAACAACAACUUGAAUAUGAGAAAAAUGAGUUGGAGAACACUGUUAAAAAGCUAACAAAACAGCUUGAUGAGAAGGACAGUGAGAUUUACAAACUGACUGCAGAGUUAAUAAGGGCUAAACAAUCUCUUGAGUUUAUCCCUCCAGGAACUGCUGCAAUUAACCACACCUUGCAGUUACAAAAACCUUAUGGAGAUCGAACAUCCAUUGGGUACAAAAUGCUUUACAAGAAAGGGGAGAAUUUAGGAAUUAAUGAUCCCUCUUCGUCCAAGAACAAGGAAGAUAAGACACCUGAUGACUUUGUGCACAAUACUUUCAGUCCUGGUUUUCCAGAUUCCACUAAAUGGAUCAGUGUCUCAUCUGGACCCAUCAAGUUGAAGUUCGAAGGAAGGAAGCCUAUCCUGGAUGGAAAUUUGUCAUCUAGUGAGUGGAAACCAAAAUCUGAUCUUAACAAGAAUGUCGCAUUAGUUUUCCACACCUCUCUUUCAGCUUUUCAAGAAGACCAAUGGUACUUCGACAUUGGAUGUUCUCGCCAUAUGACCGGCAACAGAAAUGUGUUGGUAAACUAUAAAGAAGGAAAGGGGGGAGCUGUGACUUUUGGUGAUGGGAACAAGGGUCAGAUAUUUGGAAAAGGUGAUCUGGUGCUAAAUGGAGUAGCUCCAUUGACUGAGGUGUUGUACGUCAAAGGUCUCAAGGCAAAUCUUAUUAGCAUCAGCCAACUCUGUGACAAUGACUUCACUAUAAGUUUCUCUAAAACUCACUGUCUUGUUGUAACUAAUGGGUGCUCAGUCUUGACAGGUAAUAGAACCAGCGACAACUGCUAUGCACUAAGCAAUCAAGUCUUAUGCAACAUAUCUUUUCUUGAUAAGCCAGAUCGGUGGCACUAUAGACUGGGGCACUUGAACUUUAGAGACUUGAAGAGGAUUGUGAAACUACAAGCUGUUCGAGGGAUCCCAGAGAUGAAAGUCACUAGUAUCAGGCUGUGUGGACCUUGCCAACUGGGAAAACAGACAAAGGCCUCCCAUCCUCCUGUAAACAUGCUUCUCACCUCUCGUGUGCUGGAGUUGAUUCAUGUGGAUUUAAUGGGACCCAUGCAGAAUGAAAGUCUAAGUGGUAAACGAUUUGUCAUGGUUCUUGUUGAUGAUUACUCUAGGUACACUUGGGUAGAUUUCCUCAAAGAAAAGUCAGACACUUUUGGUCUCUUUUCAACCUUAGUUCUCAGACUUCAAAAUGAAAAAGAAUCUAAAAUUGGGAAAGUCUAUCGACUUCGAAGUGACCAUGGAAAGGAGUUUGAAAACACUGUGUUUUCCGAUUUCUGCGAUCAGUUAGGAAUAAAACAUGAGUUUUCAGCUCCAAAAACACCUCAACAUAAUGGGGUUGUUGAAAGGAAGAACAGAACCCUGCAGGAAAUGGCUCGGGUAAUGAUGCAUGCUAAGAACAUUUCUAAGCGUUUUUGGGCUGAAGCAAUUAAUACAGCCUGUUAUAUCUACAAUCGGGUUCAUCUGCGAACUGGCACGACACAGACUGCCUAUGAGCUUUGGAAAGGAAGGACUCCUAAUGUCAGUCAUAUGCACAUUUUUGGAUUGGUUGAGUCCAUCAAUGUUCGAUUUGAUAACUUGGAAAAUUCUGAAGAACCAGUGGCAGAUGAUGAAACUCCAGUCUUAACUACACCUGUUCCAGUCACAGAAUCUCAACAUGCAAAACUGUAUAAAAAUGGACCCCCUGCCUGGAUUCAGAAGGCUCAUCCCCCUGAUAUUGUUAUUGGAAAUCCAAAUGCUACCAUGGUCACCAGAAGAAAAUUACAAAAUCUGAUUGCCUUCACUUGCUACUUAUCUCAGAUUGAGCCAAAAAGUGCCAAGGAUGCUCUUUUAGAUGAGUUCUGGCUUGCUGCCAUGCAAGAUGAACUGUUCCAAUUCAAACGAAAUGAUGUGUGGACCUUAGUACCCUUACCUGAAGGAGCUAAUGUUGUUGAACCUAAAUGGAUUUUCAAGAACAAAUCAGAUGAAUUUGGCACAAAUCAGAUGGAUUUGGCACUGUCAUCAGAAAUAAGGCAAGGUUAG
Molecule: messenger RNA, 3282 nt
Organism: Humulus lupulus (European hop)
Lineage: Eukaryota; Viridiplantae; Streptophyta; Magnoliopsida; Rosales; Cannabaceae
Exons: 4
Coding region: 1-3282 (1093 amino acids)
Biological process (GO): DNA integration
Molecular function (GO): nucleic acid binding
Source: RefSeq, a predicted model, not a curated record